UUUAGAAGUAAACGAUCUGUCCUGAAGCAACCAGCUGUUCUAGGCUGCAGCCAGGAAAAUAGCUUAGAAGCAAAGGAUCUGUCCUGAUACAGCCUGAGGUUCUAGGAACUAACUUAAAAAACUUCCUCCCAGUAUGACGAUCAGAUGGGAUUUGGCAGCAGUACUUCUCCUGAAUAUGUUCACAUCAGAAGCCUUUCCACAAACUGAUAUAAAACUUAGCCAAGCAUUACCAAUUCAAAUGCAAGAACCUAUUCAGAGCUACGCUUGUCCUCUGUUUUGGACUGAAUAUAACAAUUAUUGUUACCGAUUUAUUCCGGUUAACAAGACAUGGGCUGAGGCUGAUCUGUAUUGUGCAGAGUUCUCAAUUGGAUUAAAGUCAGCAAAAUUAGCAUCUAUCCAUAGCUGGGAAGAAAAUGUGUUUGUAUAUGAUCUGGCUAACAGUCGAGUUCCUGGGAUACCAACUGACAUCUGGAUUGGACUACAUGAUAAAAGACAAGAAGGCAACUUUGAGUGGACAGAUGGUACAUCAUACGAUUACAAUUACUGGGACGGGAAUCAGCCUGAUGAUGGUAUCCACACCAUCCCAGAGGAGGAAGACUGUGUCCAGAUAUGGUACCGACCUAAUAGCGCUCUCAGAUCCUGGAAUGACAACAACUGCAAGAGAGGCUUCCCAUUUGUCUGCAAAAUCCCAUCACUGGAGCUAAAUUAGCCAAUGUCAGGAUGAUUUACCGACUGUUUCCAAGUGAAACCCAUCUUGCUGCUGAACUGUAUUUAGUCUGAUUUAAAAGACCACUAUAACAGAGUACAAGCAUAGUUUUUGUGACUUAAGGGGAUGUGCCUAAUCCUUUACUGCAAAUAACCAUUGCUCUUAAAAGCUCAGCCCUAUUAAAGCAGCUUCUGGAAAUUGUGAUGUGAUUAACGAAGGAAUGCUUGAAAAUGACAAAGCUCCAUUAAGGUACAAACUUCUCUUCCAGGAAUGUGGAGGCUUCAUGUUUUGCUUAUAAGAUAAAAUCCAUUGUGUACAUGCAUUGUCUUGCAAUGAAAUCAUUAAAAUUCACUCAAAUUUGUUUAAAGCUUAUGUUCAUCACAGAUUUGUAGGUGGGAAAAAUAAUUUCCUCCUCACCUCAUGUCUACUAUUCACUUUUUUAGUUUUACAACAUGUAUUGAUAGCAAUAGUAAUCAUAAAAAUAUAUGUUUUCUUGUUUUGUGGUUAAAAAAUAUUAUUUGGUAUUUCUUUCUUCAGUAGACCCCAUAAAAUUGUAGAUGGCUGCCCAAAGCUGAUUUAAGUUUUAAUGUUCUUUUCUGUCUCAUACACAGAAAAGUUUCUAAUUUUGUCUACAGAGUAGAAUGAUUUAUUUGUUCAACAUUGUGAUCUAAGUUGACAUCCACACAAUUCAGCAAAUCAUGAUGCAGUAAUUCAUGACAAGGUGGAUUGUAGGAAAGCCAAGGUAUAAUAGACAUAAUUUUUUUUAGAGUUGAUACUCUAAAAAUUUGAAUGGUUUGUCUUACCAAACAGUGAGCAGAACAAAGGUCUUUUCUCCCUUCUAGAUCAUGUCUGUUGAACUUUUGAUAGCUUUGUUCUGCUGCAGGUUACCUCUCCUUGCAUAUGCCACUAUGUCAUGCCUCCUGUUGGUAACUUGCACAGGGUCUAUAUUAGACGAUCGAACUUUCAAAAGUUCGACUGUCAUAUGGUCAACACUUUAUGAUCAAAUUUUUGAAAGUUUGAAUGUUUUAAUGGAGAUCUCCGUACAG
This is a messenger RNA of Protopterus annectens (West African lungfish), 1752 nucleotides long. It is a transcript of the gene CLEC19A, whose product is annotated as C-type lectin domain containing 19A. Gene Ontology annotation, molecular function: signaling receptor activity. Lineage: Eukaryota; Metazoa; Chordata; Ceratodontiformes; Protopteridae. Bases 134 to 709 code for a protein of 191 amino acids. The record is from RefSeq and is a predicted model, not a curated record. The transcript is spliced from 5 exons.